This is a messenger RNA of Malania oleifera, 2397 nucleotides long. Its product is annotated as protein trichome birefringence-like 2. The transcript has 5 exons. Gene Ontology annotation, cellular component: Golgi apparatus. Gene Ontology annotation, molecular function: O-acetyltransferase activity. Bases 217 to 2040 code for a protein of 607 amino acids. Lineage: Eukaryota; Viridiplantae; Streptophyta; Magnoliopsida; Santalales; Ximeniaceae. The record is from RefSeq and is a predicted model, not a curated record.
UUUCAAACACUGUUUCUUCCUCUGCUUUCGAGUUUCAUCGUCUUCUAGCUUCCUCUUGGCCUCUUAUAUUUUUUCAGAGUGCCAUGGCGGUCUCCAUCUCUGUAUUCUCUUCAAUUCAUUUACUUGCUCUUCCAAUCUUCGCCCAUUCCCGUACAUAAAUCCACCCGCUUACUUUCCAGUAUUGCUCUGUACUUGUGCUGCUUUUCUUCCUCAUCCAUGGACUGGAAAAAGAAACUCGCGCUUCCUCAUCAGUUUCCGCACGCUCUCUCUUCAAGAAGAAAGCUAGUUUCUGGUUUUAGCUUAGGUGUUGGGGCUUCUCUAAUUGUUCUCACUGUUUUAGUUCUUAGCUACUCUUUGAAGUCUCCUUUCAUGAUCAAACCAUUCUUUCAAAGCUCUUCUAGUUUUAGAGGUAAUUUUUCUGUUGUUUCAUGGCCCUUCUCUUUUGCACCUUCUCCUUCUUCUGCCGCUGUGGGUACUGCAAAUGGAACUGUUGUAGAUAAAACCCACGAAGUAAAUUUGUCACUACCUGCUAAAGAUGCAAGUAUUUUGGGAAAUACCCAAGUUGCCCGCGAAGCUGAUGUGCUUGAUUUCACUAACAAUAGGGAGUUUUUGGAUUCUAAUGUGAGCGGAACGGUUUCAGAGAAGACCCAUUCGGCGAAUUUAUCUAAAGAAGGAAACAAUUUCAGUCAUUCUGCUAAGGAGAAUGUGACUGGUGAGAAAUGUUUUGAUGGGAGCUUUAGCAAUGCAACAUUUGUGAAUGGGAGUUCUAUGAUUAAGUCUGCAGGAUCUAGCGAGAAUUCAAAUUUUGGGAACAUAAGGGUCAGUGAAAAUAGCAGUGCGGUAAAUCUGUCGCACAAUGGAGGGAAUGCUCUGCUUCCUGGUGAAGAAGAAAGGGCUCCAGAGAUGAAUGGCCGGGGAAAUUUCACUGAGAAAAAUAAUAUCACAUUCUCCUCUGAUUAUGAUUCUCAGCUUACGGAAAUGCAGAAUGGUUCUUAUGGGGCAUGUGAUAUAUUUAAUGGUAGAUGGGUGAGAGAUGAUUCAAAGCCAUAUUAUCCUGCUGGGUCUUGUCCUUACAUUGAUAGGGACUUUGAUUGUCACCUCAAUGGGAGGCCAGACAAUGCGUUCUUGAGAUGGAAAUGGCAACCGAAUGGGUGUGACAUUCCAAGUCUAAAUGCCACUGAUUUUCUGGAGAGGUUGAGAGGAAAGAAACUGGUUUUUGUCGGGGAUUCACUAAAUAGGAACAUGUGGGAGUCUCUGGUGUGCAUUCUCUGCCAUAGCAUCCGAAACAAAAAAAGGGUUUACGAGAUCUCAGGAAGAAGAGAAUUCAAGAAGAAGGGGUUUUAUGCCUUCAGAUUUGAGGACUAUAACUGUUCUGUAGAUUUUGUUGGUGCUCCAUUCCUCGUCCGAGAAUCAUCUUUCAAGGGUACAAAUGGGUCAUUUGAAACUCUAAGAUUGGACUUGAUGGACCGCACAACUUCAAUGUAUCAUGAUGCUGAUGUAAUAGUCUUCAACACAGGUCAUUGGUGGACUCAUGAGAAAACUUCCAGAGGAGAGGACUACUAUCAAGAAGGCAACCAUGUACAUCCAAGACUUAAGGUCCUAGAAGCAUACAAGAGGGCCCUUAGGACUUGGGCCAGAUGGGUUGACAAGAACAUUGAUAGCAACAGAACUCAGGUUUUCUUCAGAGGGUAUUCAGUCACCCAUUUCAGGGGGGGGCCGUGGAACUCAGGAGGGCAGUGCCACAAAGAAACCGAACCGAUCUCCAAUGCAAUUUUCUUGGCCAAGUACCCCUCAAAGAUGAGGGCUCUAGAGCAUGUGCUUGGGGAAAUGAAAACUCCAGUAAUUUACCUGAACAUAAGUAGGCUCACAGAUUACAGAAAAGAUGGGCAUCCUUCAAUAUACAGGAGGGAAUACAAGACAUUAGAAGAACAAAUUGCAGCCGAGCAGUCCCAAGAUUGUAGCCAUUGGUGCUUGCCAGGGGUGCCUGAUACUUGGAAUGAGUUGCUGUAUGCUUCUCUAUUGGUGACAAGAAGAAACUAAAUGAGAGAUUUACACCAACACACUCGUUGCAUAAUCAAGAGAAAAGAAAGCUAUUCAUCAUGGGAAUAGUAUCAUGGGGGAAUUAUAGUAUCAUGGAGGAAUUACAGGGCGUCGCAUCAUCCCGUCACCCGUGAUGUUAUUCCCAUGAUGAAUAGUAGUGCUCUACAUGAAAAUGAAAAUUCGAUAUUCAUUUCUUUUAGCUUUUCUGGGUUUCAGUCCUUGUGUAACAUUUGUUGAUUGAUUGAUCAUAAAUGUCAAUUUUUGAACUCGUGAAGUCCAGUGAAGGCAAAGUGAGGCUGUUUUAGAAAUAAGAGUAAUUGCUGAAGAUGAGUAGGACAAGACAUUUCCAUUUGCGUA